CUUCAGUUAGCGGCCAUGUAUCUGCGGCUUACGAUAUUACAGCGAGUGGGGGAGUUGUACAGUAAAAGUGGGCGGGGGCAUCGCAGCUGAGCAAAAUGUCACAAAUAUGAAGGACAGAAACCAGUGUUAGCGAGCCCGAACUCCCCGUUGUGUCGAUCUGACCGGGAUGGACUUCAUCUUGGGCGGCGGGGCGGCCUGCGGAGCGUGUCUCUUCACCAACCCGCUGGAGGUCGUCAAGACGCGGAUGCAACUUCAAGGGGAGCUGAAGAGCCGCGGCACCUACCAGGUUUACUAUCGCAACGUUUUCCACGCUUUCUACACUAUCGGUAAAGUGGACGGACUAGCCGGCUUGCAGAAAGGGCUGGUCCCCGGACUGUUUUAUCAGUUCUUUAUGAAUGGAGUCCGGCUCGGCUCCUACGCCAUCAUUGAGUCGGCAGGUUACAUCCACACCAACGGAAGGGUCAGCGCGGUGAAAACCACGUUAGCGGGAGCUAGUGCUGGGGUUGUAGGCGCCGUCAUGGGCAGCCCUGUGUACCUGGUGAAGACACAUCUGCAGAGCCAGUCUACCUCCUCCAUCGCAGUGGGACAUCAGCACAGACACGAGGGGAUGAUCCAUGCUCUCAAAGUCAUCUACAGGCAGCAUGGCAUUCUGGGACUGUGGAGGGGCUCCAGUGCUGCUAUACCAAGGGUCAGCAUAGGCUCUGCAACCCAGCUCUCAACUUUCUCCUCCUCUAAGGAGCUAGUCGUCGACCUAAAGGUUUUCCCGCAGGACAGCUGGUUGGUGCCUCUUAGUGCCGGCAUGAUCAGCAGCGUGAUGGUGGUGCUGGCAAUGACGCCUUUCGAUGUGGUUAGCACGCGACUCUACAACCAGCCUGUCGACCAUUUGGGAAAAGGGCAGCUGUACAAAGGAUUCAGUGACUGCUUCUCCAAGACUCUGAAAAAGGAGGGCCUCACAGGACUCUACAAAGGCCUGGGAGCCUCUUAUUUCCGACUCGGCCCACACACCAUUCUGUCCCUCUUCUUCUGGGAUGAGCUGCGCAAACUGUACCAGAAGCUCAGAUAACAUCAGGGAAACCAGAGGAAAAAAAUGGGUAAUUCAUUAUGCAGAGGUGAAAUGAGUCUUCAUUCAAGGAGGUAAAGGAAAAACCAGAAGCUGUCCUGUUUGCUUAUUUUUACUGUGAAGGAGCAAAGGUUUACAACACUCCGUUGAGAAAGCACAUUAAACUUGAAAUAUGCAAUUUGGUCUGAAACUUCACCCAGAAGCUCAAUCUUUAAUGGAACCGUCUUGAUUUGUCACAUUGCUAUGUGUGCACAGACAAAAACACAUGCAGUAUGUCAUAUAGGGAAACAUCUUCCCCUUAUCACCCUAAUUACAUCAUUCCAAAGUAUUUAAAAUGUGCACUUCAUGCAUUAUGGAGAAAGCAGCACAUGAGCCUAUGUUGCAGCCGAAUCAUUUCUGCAGUCUGAAUAGACUUGUGAUCCCAUCGCAGCCUGAGUUUGACCCCGUCUGACUCACAGUGUAAUGUUGAAACAGCGUAAUGCUUUAAUUGCUGAGGGAAAAUCUCUCCCCCGGUGCAAGUGCUGCUUGAUAAACCAGAAUUUCUCAAAUUAGUUUCUGAAGAGCUCGCGAUGAAGUGCAAAUAAGAAAGGAUUGUUAUUUUAAGUGGUCAAAUAAAAGAGAAACUUUCAUAGAAACUAGAGGCUAAACUCUGAUUUGUUGCAGGAUUGUUAGUGGUGGGGAAGAAAAAAAUCACAGAAAAGUCCUUUGAAGUGUCCAGAGUGGGAGAAGUAAAACGGAUCCAGGAAAGUGUUUGAAACGGGAACUGAAACUAAAAGAAAUGUAUCUUCCCUUUUUCCAUUCUCAGGGUGCUGGGUGACAGGCUACCUCCUUUAUAAAAAUCAACAAAUUUCACUGAGGCGAAAAGCCAUGAUGUGUAUUAAUAGCAGAAAGGACCAAGAGUUGUAAAAACUCUGCAAAUGAAACAAAAGUUGCCUGAAAAAAUGUCAAAAUAGUUUCAGGUGAUUGAGUGAUAUAGGCUAUGUUUUUAUGUCUCUGUGUCGUGCAGCAUCAGUUUUUAUUAUACUGCACUUGCCAAUGGUGAUGAAUUAACUUUUAUUACUCAAUUCUUGUUUUCCAUAACCAGAGCUUGAUUUUCUUUUUAGCAUAAAACCUUCGUUUCCUGUGGAUGAAAAUUUUUUUGUUACAAUUCUCCCAGAUUUUCAGCAAUUGUGCUGAGUACUUUGAAAAUGCCUAAACACUUAAAAGUUAGAGGACUUAUUUUUGUUACUCUGAAGGCAUAUUUAAUAUGAUGCAAUAAUGAUUUUUCUGUGCCUUAAAAAUUCAUCCAGGGCAUAAAUGACCAUCCAUUCACUAUUUGUUUAUCCUUGGGUGAAGUCAGCAGGGGGGCUGGUGCCUGUCUCCAUGUUGCCGAGAGACAUCUUGGACAUAAGUUGUCCACUUUUUUAUUUAAGUGACAUUUCACUUUAGGCUAACUGUUUCAUUUUGUUUUAUUACGGAUUAAAUAACAGCUAUAAAUUUAGCAGCAUUUUAAAACAAAAGUUUUGUCAAGCUGUCGUCCACUGAGUUUUAUUAUUCAUCCCUGACAUGUGUCGGUCUGUUUCACUGCCUUCAGCAGAUCUACAUCUCAUCAGAGGACAAUCUGGAACAUGAUUUCUUAUCCUCUACAGAAGGGUUUCCAAAGCUGAUGUCUCAUCUGUCAGGCAGAUUUGGUGCUUUGAAGGUUCCACCUACAAGUAGGGGUAGCCGAUAAAUCAGCCUGCCGAUAAAAUGUGGAUUUCCUCGGCCGGUACUUAAAUGUGAAGCGGAGCUUAUUCACCGAUCUUAUCUACUUCAGCAAAAGUCUAAAAUUCAGCCUUUCUGAAUUUGCGAUCGGCCAGAAAACUGCAAUCAGUGCACCCCUAUCUCCAACAGUCAAAAAUGUAAUGAGCUUGUGUUUGAAAAGCCUUCAGCAUGCAAGCGCCUUGUGAUUUCCCUCUUUGUGUGCGCAAAGGAAGCAGGAGGUGGAGUGAGAUUUGUGGAAGUAAAUUAGAUUUUUGGCCAUUUUAUGCGAAGCAGACCUAUUGCCAUUUUCUCUACUUUUAAAAAGUAGCUUGGCUGUUUUACGCAGAGCUUUUUUUGAGACUGAAUGAUUCCCUGCGAGGGCUUUUAUGUCUGCAAGACUGUGUAUUAAUAUUUUGUUUAGGAGAAUUGUGUAAAUGAAGACUUGUGUGUUACAUGCCUUUUAAAGAUGAUAUGAAAGAGUAUUUGUAAAACUUGAAGCAUUUCUGACCAGAAAGGAUCACAGUCUAACAUAUUACAUCUAUGUUCCAUUAAAAAAAAAUACACUGAGCUAUUAUUAAGAGUAUGCUGACAAAUCAUAACAUUUAUUUUCAUGCCAUAUUGCUGAGAGCACCUUGACUUAAGAGUUACACUUCUGUCACCUCUUGACAUCUGUAGCAUCCAGCGUAAAAAUGUACUAAAACCUUAUAAUUCAGGUUCAUUUCUUUACUAUUUGGCAGCAGUAUAAUCUCACACAGAAAAGGAACAAACUCCCACUUCUAACACCCUAAGUUAGCAUUGCUAAAAUGCACAGUCAGCACAACGAUGAAGGCAGUUAAAAAUAAAAAAAAAUAAAAAAAAUUCUGCUUAAGAAUUGUUGCAAAUUUCUCAGGGAGAAAUGAUGCUAGUCAUCAGGCUUUGUACGAAUCUUUGUCAAGGGUACAAACAAACGUGGAGGUCGCUAUUCAUAGAGCCAAACUGUUUUGGUUGUAAUGUCGUAGAUGCAGUCUUGAGUACUAUAAUCCAGCGUGUUAAUCCUUAAUCCCCAUCGUGAAUGUCUGCUUGAUCUCGAUCGUGGUAGUCUAAAAAUACACAUGGCAGCAGUGGAGGAAGAGUGAGUCAAAAUGAACCUCUAUAAAAUCUAAACAAGCAGCUGCUCUGAACUUUCCAUCAAGAAGUCAGAAUAUUGUGCCAACUUGCCUAAAAAGAGAGCAAAUGUUUCUCUUUUAAGGGAUUUUGCUUGUUUUAGGAUCUUCAAACAUGACAUAAACACUGCAAAGACGUAACAAGACUCCAUUCACACAAAACGAUUCUUCGUCUGAAACAUAUUCACUCAUAUGAAAGAUGCGUCUCAUGUAAUGAAGACAAAGCUGAGGCUUUUUUUCAGUCAAUGUGUAACAACAGACUUGUCUGUUUUCUCUUGAUGAUGGACAUGUAGAGCAAAUAAAGGAUUUUUGUAUUGA
This is a messenger RNA of Gambusia affinis (western mosquitofish), 4242 nucleotides long. RefSeq names its product solute carrier family 25 member 35 (gene slc25a35). The transcript is spliced from 5 exons. NCBI's taxonomy places the organism in Eukaryota, Metazoa, Chordata, Actinopteri, Cyprinodontiformes, Poeciliidae. The coding region runs from base 167 to 1063 and encodes 298 amino acids. The record is from RefSeq and is a predicted model, not a curated record.